AUGGAUCCUUCCCGCGACCAACUGUCGGACUGGAGCUCAGUUCAGCCCACCUUCACCCCACAGCUGCAGCCUGAUGGCUCUCGGGAAAAACUCAACCACAAUUACACCUUUCACAGUGCUCUAAAUCUGCCCUCCACUUUCAUCUCCCCCUCAGAGCCUCUGCCCUCUCUGCUGCCCACCUCUGUUCCAUACUCCUCCCUCAUCGCCUUCCCUUUAUUCUCCACCACCUCUUCCUCAGGCAUUAGGCAACCGCCGUACUCCUCCUUUGAUUUAUCCUUUUCCAACUUUUCCUCUAAUGAUUUGGCAGACCUGGAGAGCAUGCUGCUCUGGACCCUCCACGAGCCCAGCACCAUUGCGCUGACCGUCAUGUACUGUCUGUCGUUCAUUUUGGGAUUCAUUGGGAAUUUAAUGUCCCUUCGAGUCCUCACCAGCCAACGCAGUCGGCAGCUAGCCGGUGUGAGUGCUACACGCAGUCUCCUGGUGAACUUGGCAGUGUGUGACCUGGCUGUGGUGUGUGUGUGCAUGCCCAUCACUCUCGGAAGCCAGAUCUACACCGCCUGGGUCUACGGUGACCUGUUGUGUCGAGCGGUGCCCUUCACGCAGGCCGUCUCGGUGUCGGCAAGCGUGUUAACGCUGACGGUGAUCAGCGUCAAUCGUUACUACAGCGUUCGAUCACCGCUGCGAGCUCGCACCAUGUUUACCCGCCGCCGGAUCUUGGCAACUGUUGCCGUAGUGUGGACAGUGUCCUCG
Archocentrus centrarchus (flier cichlid) is the source of this 750-nucleotide messenger RNA. Its product is annotated as galanin receptor type 2-like. Gene Ontology annotation, cellular component: plasma membrane. Gene Ontology annotation, biological process: G protein-coupled receptor signaling pathway. Lineage: Eukaryota; Metazoa; Chordata; Actinopteri; Cichliformes; Cichlidae. The record is from RefSeq and is a predicted model, not a curated record. The transcript has a single exon. Gene Ontology annotation, molecular function: G protein-coupled receptor activity. The annotation marks the transcript as partial.